This is a messenger RNA of Aspergillus uvarum CBS 121591, 2265 nucleotides long. Its product is annotated as transmembrane 9 family protein. The coding region runs from base 168 to 2114 and encodes 648 amino acids. The transcript is spliced from 5 exons. The record is from RefSeq and is a predicted model, not a curated record. Gene Ontology annotation, biological process: vacuolar transport; protein localization to membrane. Gene Ontology annotation, cellular component: fungal-type vacuole membrane; endosome. Lineage: Eukaryota; Fungi; Ascomycota; Eurotiomycetes; Eurotiales; Aspergillaceae.
CUCGGUUUGGUCUCUCCCAAUUCUUCCAUUCUCCCAUUCCGUUCCCUAUUAAAGGUGCCGCAUUCCGCCCUUCGAGUUGGUUUCUGCUACUGUUCCCCCGAGUGGCCAACUCGUGCGAUCUUCGAGAUUCGCUUGUGGCGUGGAAAGCUACAAUCUAAUCGCCCACCAUGUGGUUCAGCAAUCGAGCCCUACCUCUAACCACCCUUCUUCUCUGCGCCCCUUCGUUGUCCGCCGCUUUCUACCUCCCCGGUGUCGCCCCGACCUCGUACGAUGAGGGUCAGUCGGUGCCGCUCUACGUGAACCACCUCACCCCCGGUCUCGCGCAGCAGGAUGAGCAGCUGCACUCCGUCUUCUCCUACGACUACUAUCACCCAGCCUUCAGAUUCUGCGCUCCCGAGGGCGGACCGAAGGAUGUCCGGGAAUCAUUGGGGUCCAUUCUGUUCGGCGACCGGAUCCAGACGUCACCGCUGGAGCUGCAUAUGGGCCAGAAUGAGACCUGCAAAGCCAUCUGUGGCACGGCCACCUUCGACGCCCGCAGUGCGAAAUUCGUCAACCGGAGGAUCGAGCAGGGAUACAACAUCAACUGGCUGGUCGACGGCCUGCCCGGCGCCCAGAUCAACAUGGAAGCUGUGACCCAGGACAAGUUCUACAGCCCGGGAUUUGCGCUCGGUUCGAUCAACGAUGACGGCCUCCCGGUUCUGAACAACCAUUUCGAGAUCCUGAUCGACUACCAUCGGGUCGGGUACGGGGCCCAGGAUAAGUACCGUGUCGUCGGUGUGCUUGUGCAACCCGAAUCUCGGGCCAAUGCUCGGAUCCUGGAGGACGGGACCGCGGAGUGCGAAACGGAUGGGACUGGCGUUGUCCUGAACGAGGAGGUCGAGACCACCGUGGCUUGGACCUACAGUGUCUACUGGCGUGAGUCGUCCACCCCGUGGGCGACCCGUUGGGAUAAGUACCUGCACGUCUACGAUCCCAAGAUCCAUUGGUUCUCUCUGAUUAACUCGGCCGUGUUUGUUGUGUUCCUCGUGGGUAUGGUGAGCAUGAUUCUUAUCCGGGCUCUGAAGAAGGAUAUCGCUCGCUAUAACAGACUCGACAUGAUCAACCUGGAUGAUUUUGACAGCACUUCGGCAGCCGUGGAGGACGGCAUUCAGGAGGAUUCAGGCUGGAAGUUAGUUCAUGGUGAUGUGUUUCGCUGUCCUAAAGCUCCUCUGCUUCUCAGUGUGCUUGUGGGCAAUGGUGCUCAGCUCUUCAUGAUGACCGGUGUCACCGUUGUUUUCGCCCUCUUCGGUCUCCUUUCCCCUGCAAACCGUGGCUUCCUUGCGACGGCCAUUCUCAUCAUUUACACCCUCUUUGGCUUCAUCGGGGGCUAUGUAUCGGCUCGUGUCUACAAGUCAUUGGGUGGAGAUGCCUGGAAACGCAAUAUUAUCAUGACCCCUGUGCUGGUUCCGGCCCUUAUCUUCGGCACCUUCUUCCUGCUCAACCUCUUUGUCUGGGCCAAGGGAUCUAGCGGAGCUGUACCCUUCACCACCAUGCUCGCCCUGGUCCUGAUUUGGUUCGUCAUCAGCGUGCCUCUCAGUGUGGCCGGAAGCUGGCUGGGAUUCAAGCAACAGGCAAUUGAGGGUCCGACUAAGACCAACCAAAUCCCGCGCCAAGUGCCGCCCAUGGCUGGUACGCUCCGCCCGAUUCCGUCGCUCCUGUUGACCGGCAUUCUGCCCUUUGGAGCCAUCUUUGUGGAGCUUUAUUUCAUCAUGACUUCGCUCUGGACCAACAAGAUCUACUACAUGUUUGGGUUCCUGUUCCUUUGCUAUGGCUUGAUGGUCAUCACCUCGGCUGCCACGACGGUGCUGUUGGUUUAUUUCCUGCUGUGUGCGGAGAACUACCGGUGGCACUGGAGGGCGUUUGCCGGAGCGGGAAUGACCGGAGUGUACGUGUUCCUGAACGCUCUGCUGUUCUGGAUCACGCGGGUCAGUUUUGGUGGCCUCACGGGUGCUGUUCUGUACAUCGGCUAUUCCGCCCUGAUCGGCUUCGUGGUCUUUAUUCUGACAGGCUCUAUUGGCUUCUUCGCCAGCUGGGCGUUUGUGCAGCGCAUCUACGGCUCGAUCAAGGUCGACUAGAGAAUUUGCCGUGACAUUACUGAGUAACUGAUCGCGUCGUCAACUCGGCCCGCUCCCUGUGGAGCCACCGAGGCGUUUUGCCUCGCCCAGGCCAACCAGGAAAAACCCCCUCACUGCCUCAUUCGGGGUAUGACUGUUAUUAUUAUCUUGC